Messenger RNA from Penicillium samsonianum, 1497 nucleotides. RefSeq lists its product as uncharacterized. The coding region runs from base 1 to 1497 and encodes 498 amino acids. The record is from RefSeq and is a predicted model, not a curated record. The transcript has 2 exons. Lineage: Eukaryota; Fungi; Ascomycota; Eurotiomycetes; Eurotiales; Aspergillaceae.
AUGGCAUCUUGGCCAGGGGUCAUACGGGAUCGUUUAUCCCAGCCGCCAUCCACGGCAGACUGCUGUACCAGCACUAGAAGUGAAGUCUGCCUUCCCAACCUUUCAUUUGCACCAACUUCAUGGCGGGAGGAGCUGCAAGGGGGCGCUCGAGCAUCGAGCUCCGCAGCAGCGGAAACUCUGCACCGAUUAUCGCCACUUCCUUCAUGUGGUUCUGCUCCAAGAACAACAUCAACAGCGCCAAUAUUCGGCUUUGCCGGACUAGACUUGGUAGACAAGGAGGAUGAAGCCACGAAAAGCGAGUCCUGGUCACCACGAAAUCUCCAACAAUGGAAUGAAUAUGAUGCUUUGACCGAGUCAUCCGUGCCGUCCUUCCAGUUCCAAUACUCCCCGGAAAUAGAUGAGCCAACCAACUGGUAUGACAUGCCUGCGCCGCCUCCCGGAUCAACCCGUGACACCAGUGCCAAUGUGGCGAAGCUUAUAGGAGAAGUACUAAGCGCACAUGAAGAUGUGUCAGCCAAGCGCUAUCGGAUCCGGGAAGUGCGGCAUAUGCUUCGACAGAAACGUAAUGAAGAAGAUGAUGUACGGGUCGCGUUACGGAGCAAGUUGAAUCUCAUAACUGCCGAAAACGUUCAUGAGGAUCUUGCUGCUAUCAAUCACAUAAUAAACGACCUCCAGGCUGCGACAGCGUCUUAUUUCAUCUUUGAAAAUGAGUAUCAUAGACAAGAAGAGGAAUUGGCUCAGCUGGAGUACGAUUACAACAUACGCUUAGAAAGACUGCAAACCAUCUUUAAGUAUCAAGGUGGCUCGUUGGCACACCUCCAACAGAUUGACUCGGACACCGAAUCUUCCUCGGCGGACUACACAUCUGACUAUGGAGACGAAAUAUUGCCCCAAGCGGCUGAUUACCUUUCCAUGGUUGGCGAGGCACGCAUACUCACGGAACGGCUGUCAGAGUUAGAGACAGAAUACCUGGUCCUAGUCGACCAACGCGAGCUCCGCGAACGAGUCGGUAUCCCACUCGACAGUGCGGCCCUCAACUUCCUCCUUCGAUACCAAGAUGAAAGGACCAAGAUUGAGACCGAGCUAGAGCUAGCGCGCCAUAAUAUUGAGUCGCACCCGGAACAUGCCACUCGCUCCGCGCAGAUCGCAGAAGAGGAAGAUAACGAAGACGAGAUGAUACAGCAUUUCAUGCCCGAGAAACCGGAGGAUCAGACGUACAAUGAUCCGCUGCACUCGUCGGAAUUUGAAGAUUCAUCGCCUUUCUUUGCGUCCGCGCACAUACAGCCUGUCAACAAAGGCACUUUCGUGAAUCGAUGGCUUCUUCAUCGGUUGCGACACUCAAGAGUUGAGAUUAUGCGGUUUAAGUCUGCGCCUGAACUGAUAGACCUGGAUAGCAAGGGAUGGGGGUCAGAUAAUAUUAGCAAGAUGGCGAUGAUGCUUUGGUUUCAAGAUGGUGCGGCGAGCAUGGAGCAUAUUAGGAGUCAAUCAGCUGGGUAG